Strongylocentrotus purpuratus (purple sea urchin) is the source of this 5505-nucleotide messenger RNA. Its product is annotated as multidrug resistance-associated protein 5. NCBI's taxonomy places the organism in Eukaryota, Metazoa, Echinodermata, Echinoidea, Camarodonta, Strongylocentrotidae. The transcript has 26 exons. The record is from RefSeq and is a predicted model, not a curated record. Gene Ontology annotation, biological process: transmembrane transport. Bases 586 to 4998 code for a protein of 1470 amino acids. Gene Ontology annotation, cellular component: membrane. Gene Ontology annotation, molecular function: ATP hydrolysis activity; ABC-type transporter activity; ATP binding.
AUACAGUUACUGUAGAAGUUAGUCUUCGUGUACUUUCAGUAUUUGUUAGCUCCCGUAUAAUACCUCAGUGGGAAGCAGCUUUUGCAGCUCUGAAAAAGGGUUAGGUAGAGAGAGCGAGGAUAAUAACGUCCCUCAUUCGGAAAUAUAGAGAGGUGUAUCUGCAUUUUCAACUACUGUAUAAACCUUGUUACUAAUGCAGAACAUAUUCACAUUUAAUCCACGGCGAAGUUCAAUAUUUCGAAUUGAAUCCCAGCGGCAGGUCCUUUCCCGCAAAGCCUGAAUUUCCUGUUGAAUAUAAUGAACUAAUUAUCCGGAUUAGCGAAGUAAAGCUGGUAGAUCAGGGUGCUUUUCCUGCAAGUCUUCGCUCUCACGUAACAGCAGACGACAUCUGAACGAUACUGCGUGCGAUCGCAUCCGUGAUUUGGACUUUUUGUUAAUAUCAAGGACGAAAUUGCACCUUUUGUUUUCUGCAGAGUGUUUUUGAUCUUAUCGAAACUUGAUACGGAUCUAUUCGGAUUAAGCGCAUAAGAUUGACAUGAAGGCCUAAGUAAUUCGACGGACUCGAUCGGAAGAAGCCAAUCCAAGAUGGCGGACAAACCGGUUCCAGAAGACAAAUCUGAAGAAGCUGAGGUCAAUGGGAACCUAAGCGGAGACCAGCUGGCGAUAUACAGCGGCGAGGUGUCCCCACAUAGACCGGUCUCUGAGUCUGAGAACGAAGAAGAUCUCAAUGGACCAGGAAGUAGAAGAUAUUCCUAUGGUGAGGCACUGGACAACCACGAUCUUGACACGAUGUAUGGCGACUCCGCUCCCGAUGACGUGAAGAAACGUCGGGAGAUGACGCGUGAUGGCCGUAGGGCAUCGGCUAAGUUGCAGCGCCUGGAUUCGAUGAAAGUGUUGUUACCUUACCGACGCGGCGGACGCAGGAGGGGAGCGAGUCCUAUUGAUUCAUCGGGACUCUUUUCUUCCAUACUACUCACGUGGAUGACGCCAUUGUUCAGAAAAUCUUUCAAUGGCUACAGUCUGAAAGAGAGUGACCUCGUCCACCUCAGGUCACACAAGGAGACCUCGCAGACAGCGGCAUUAAGGCUUGAGGAGCUUUGGGCCGACGAGUUGAUGGAGAAAGGUCCUGAAGAGGCUUCUCUUGGUCGGGUUAUGAUGCGGCAUCUAAGGACACGUCUGAUCGCUGCUGGUUUUGUCAUAUUCUUCGCUUUGGGAACAAACUUUUUACUCAAUCCGUACCUGUUCUUCUGCCUCCUCACGCAUCUGAACCAGCCUGAGCCAGUUGUAUGGUACGCCUUGUGCCUCGCCCUUGGUAUGACACUCAGUUAUUUGGUGCGUGCCUUCGGCGUCCAUUUUGGUUGGUACCUUAGCGUCCGCACUGCGGGGCGCCUGCGCAGUGCAGUAUUGAUGCUGAUCUACACCAAAAUAUCGCGACUGCGCAGUACGGCGGAGCUUUCUGUCGGGGAGAUUGUAAACAUCGUUGUGAAUGACUGCACACGUAUCUUCGAAGCUUGCCACAUGUCCGCCAUGUUUGUCAGCGUUCCGCCAUUAACCGUACUUCUCUUCAUUGGCUGUCUCGUCCUGAUGGGGGCUAGUGCACUUAUAGGAAUACUCACCAUACUUGCCUUCUACUUCAUCCAGAUCGGGAUAGCUAAGCUGACUGCCCGCUACAGACAGGAAGGUGUAGUGAUGACAGACAAGCGGGUUCGCCUGAUGAACGAGCUUCUGACGUGUGUAAAGCUCAUAAAAAUGUAUGCCUGGGAGGCGCCAUUUACCAGAACCAUCGCAGGUAUUCGUAAGUCGGAAGGACGCGUGCUCAAGCUCUCUGGAUACCUACAAGCUCUGUCUUUUUCCAUAUCUUUCCUCGUCGCCCCGGCUGCAACUCUUGCCACUAUCGUUAGCCACACGUUAAUAGGCCACUCGAUAUCAGCAGCUCAGGCAUUUACACUGAUGUGUCUAUUCACGGGCCUGACAGUGUGUCUCUACAUGAUACCUAGUGCCCUCAAACCUAUCGUCGAGUCCAGGAUCGGUAUCCAGCGAAUCAAGGCUGUGUUAUUACUGAGGGAAAGCGAUGACCACGUCGAACCGCCGGAUGAUCAUGACAUCGCCAUCAAAAUGACGGACACCACACUCUCAUGGGUUGACCCGGAAUCACUCCCUAACGCAACUUCCAGCGAAAACGGAGGUCAUGCGGAGCGACAGUAUGGUCCCGAUGGGAACUCGGCCAACACAUCUGGAAGUUCGGAUUAUGGACCGCGCCUCGAGAGAGAUGACGUGCGGCAGGUAGAUCGGUUGCUAUGGGAUUCUGACGUCAAUAAAUCGUUGCCGUGCGCACUUCGGAAUAUCAACCUAACUGUAGAGAAGGGCAAACUCAUUGGGAUAUGCGGUAGUAUCGGGAGCGGCAAGAGUUCGCUGCUCUCUGCCAUCCUCAAGCAAAUGUACACAAUAAAUGGCAAAAUUGAGAGAGCAGGAACCAUCGCAUACGCUUCGCAACAAGCGUGGAUUAUGAACACUACGGUCAAACAGAACAUCGUCUUCAAUCAACCUUUCGAUAGCAAACGAUAUCGGAAAGCGGUAUUCGCCUGUUCGCUGCAACCCGACUUCAAGAUAAUGACGCAUGGGGAUAGGACAGAAAUCGGAGAGCGGGGCACCAACCUGAGCGGUGGUCAGAAGCAGAGGAUCAGUCUCGCCAGAGUGCUCUAUUCCAACCGUGACAUCUAUCUUCUAGAUGAUCCAUUGAGUGCAGUAGAUGCCCAUGUUGGACAGCACAUCUUCACACAUUGUAUCAAGGACGCCAUGAAAGGAAAGACAACCAUCUUUGUCACGCAUCAGUUACAAUAUCUCAAAGACUGCGAUCAUGUACUCCUCAUGAAAGAUGGGCAGAUUAGUGAGAGUGGCACCCACGAUGAACUACUGGGUCUGAGCGGGGAGUAUGCAAGACUAAUCCAGACCUAUCAUCCAGAGGAGGAAGAGGAGGAGGAGGAGGAGAAGGAGAGAGAAGAAAGCAGGAAAGAUGAAUUGAGCCAAACCCAGCCUUCUCAGGAGAAUGAUGAAAAGAAAGACGAAAAGAAAGCAGGCUCACCCGUCAAAGAUGGGAAGGGCACGUCUGCUGAGCUGAUAAAGGAAGAGAGCAUGGAAUCAGGAAUGGUUUCCAUGGCAACGUACAGCUCCUACGUCCACUAUGCAGGCGGAUGGUGCAAAGUCAUAGGAACGGGUCUCUUCAUCGUUCUGUCUAACGCCUUCCUCGUCGCUACCAAUGCCUGGCCGGCCAUUUGGUUGAGGGCAGCAGACAUGCAAAAUGUGGAAUAUCAAGUAAUAACAAACAUGAACGACACCUACACAGACUACUACACGGAAGCUCCAUAUGAAGAAACAGAUGAAAGCCUCGAUCUCGAUGAAAGACUCGACUUCUAUGUUGGUUUCUACGUAGCCCUGUUCUUGGCCGUUCUGGUCAUGUUCGUACUGUCGUCAAAAUUUUAUGUCAUUCUUGUAUUACGAGCGGCCAGCAACCUUCACAACGCCUUGUUUACGAGAGUGAUCGAGAGUUCCAUGAUCUUCUUUGACACCACUCCGCUGGGCAGGAUUCUCAACAGAUUCUCAAAAGACAUGGAUGAAGUUGAUCUUGAUCUUCCAAACUGCCUGUUACGCAUGAUCUACUGCCUGUGUUUUUGCGUGAUUGGCGAGCUUGGAGCGUGCGUCUUUCUCCCAUGGAACAUUCUUCCGUUCCUGCUCUUCAUGCCCGCCUGCCUUUUCAUCCUGCGGUUCUUCCGCUGCGGAUUCUGCGACAUCAAACGGCUGAAUAACAUCUGCCGGUCCCGCCUCGUCUCCCACCUCUCAGUAUCCAUGCAGGGACACGCUACCAUCAAAGCUUUCUGCAAGUCAACCUACUUCAUUAGGAGGUACGAAGCCUUACUGGACAGUGACACACAACUGCUCCAGACCGUACAAAUGGCAAUACGCUGGGCUGCGGUCAGACUCGACUCGCUUGCUGCCCUUAACGCUGGAGUGGUGACAGUCAUUAUCAUCCUAUGGAGGGAUCACAUGUCCAAUUCAAUCAUGGGCUUCGUUCUCUAUAUCGUUUCAAGUCUAUGUAUAGGGACCAUCCAAACUACAUUCAUCGCAUUGACGGAGACAGAGAGUAGUUUUAUUGCAGUGGAGAGGCUGUUAGAAUACAUUCAGACUCUACCACCAGAGGAGGCUAAGACUGAGAAGAAAUCGCCGGAUGUUACAGGCUGGCCGUCAGAGGGGCGUGUCCAGUUCAAGGGUGUCAAGAUGCGCUACCAGCCCCAUCUUCCGUUGGUCCUAAAAGACAUCAAUCUAGUCUUCGAGCCCAGAGAGAAAGUUGGGAUUGUGGGAAGGACCGGAUCAGGUAAAUCGUCUCUGGGAAUAGCCCUGUUCAGACUGACACAGAUCUGUGAAGGGUCUGUUCUCAUUGAUGGGAUGGACAUCGGUAAGCUAAGCCUCCAGGACCUACGCAAUAGCCUCUCCAUCAUUCCUCAAGAUCCGGUCCUCUUCAUUGGAACCAUCAGAUACAAUAUAGAUCCUUUCAAUGAGCAUCCUGAUCAUGAGCUAUGGGAAGCACUGGAGAAAACUCAUAUCAAGCAGACGAUCACUAAUCUUGAUGGGAAGCUUGGUGCGCCGGUGCUGGAGAAUGGAGAAAACUUCUCGGUCGGCGAGAGACAGCUCAUUUGCAUGGCCAGGGCAUUACUACGAAAAAGCAAGGUUCUGUUACUAGACGAAGCAACAGCAGCUAUAGACACGCACACAGAUAGCCUUAUACAGCAGACUAUACGAGACGCAUUCCAAGAUUGCACCAUGCUCAUCAUAGCACAUAGACUCAAUACAGUACUAGAUUGUGAUAAAAUACUAGUCAUGGACCAGGGCCAGGUGGGAGAGUUUGAUUCACCGUCUAACCUACUCGCCAAUCCUAACUCCAAACUGUCAGCCAUGUUGGAAGCAGCUGGAGACAAGACCACACCAGGGCAGAGCUCUCCAUGACACAGUCCUGGGCCCCCGUUUCACAAAACUUGUCAUCAGUGACAAAUGACAGCUUUUGUUAUAAGCUACUGAAAUACUGAAAUGGUUAUCAGCAGAUUUGUCACUGAUAUUUUUCAUUUGUUAAUGAAAAAAGGCUUUGUGAAACACCCUCCUGAUGUACAUGUAGGCCUAUGCUAGACCCAACUGUGGGCCUGUACUUGGGCCUAUUGUAGGUGCUGCUGCAUGUAUCCGUAUUAGACCCAGUGUGGACCAGUCCCACAGAGGUGCUUGUUGGAGCCAUGAUACAGGGUGAACCAGUGUGGACCUAGACGAGGCUAAUGUGUAUGGAUCCAUACAAGAGCUACAUAUAGUCUUUUUCUAUUCAAGACUAACUCUACUAUUGUAUUCAAGUUUUGGUGCUCAGUUGACUAAUGGGUUCUGCCAAUUGAAUUAGUCAUCUAUAGAAUUAGAAGGAUUAGAGGGAUAAAAAUAUAUUUAUUGGCGACCCACCCCCCCCCCCCCCCCCCC